AUGGACCCAACUGAGUAUCAUCAUGUAGUUGGAGCCCUUCAGUACUGCACAAUAUCACAGCCUGGUAUUGCCUAUGCAGUAAAUCAACUGUGUCAAUUCAUGCACAGUCCCCGUGAGCCACAUUGGGUUGUUGCAAAACGUGUGCUCCGAUAUCUCAAAGGUACAAUUGAUUAUGGUCUUUAUUUUUCACUCGAUGAUAUUAACCUACAUGCUUAUUGUGAUUCCGACUGGGCAAGAAAUCCAGAUGAUCGACGAAGCACAACUGGUUAUGGCAUAUUUAUUGGCCCUAAUCUCAUCACUUGGAUAGCAAAGAAACAACCCAUAGUGUCCAAAAGCCGCACCGAAAUAGAAUACCGCAACAUAGCAAUUGUAACGGCUGACUUAUAUUGGAUAAUGAUGCUAAUCAAGGAACUUGGAGUUCAACUUUAUCUACACCAAUAA
This is a messenger RNA of Juglans regia (Persian walnut), 441 nucleotides long. RefSeq lists its product as uncharacterized. NCBI's taxonomy places the organism in Eukaryota, Viridiplantae, Streptophyta, Magnoliopsida, Fagales, Juglandaceae. The record is from RefSeq and is a predicted model, not a curated record. The transcript has a single exon. Bases 1 to 441 code for a protein of 146 amino acids.